AUGCCUGGCACCUGUCCGCCCUCGCCGGUCCUCGCGUGCCUUCCAUCCCUGCGGAGCCCGGACACGCCAAGAGCCAAUUAGUGAAAUGUUCAUCCUAGCAAAGUGUCCUUCGGUGUGAGCGGAAUUUGGAUUUCCCUGGUCAGGGUUGGCUGAAGGCUGCCCUCGAACUCACAGUACUGGAAUUAAAGGCUCGUGCUGCCACGCCAGGCACAUCUGUAUUUUACAUUUACUGAGUGGUUAUAUCGCAAGCGCACAUGCACCGCUGCGCACACUUGAAGGUCACAGGACGACUUGAGGGAGUUGUUUCUCUCCUUGCACCACGUGGGUUGUGGGAUUGAUUUCAUUGACCUAGGACUUUAGCAGUGUGUAAAGCAUCCCAGGGGAUUAAUUGGAAGCCAACUUUGAAAAUCCCAUCCAAAGAUAAGGAGAAUAUACGGAAUGCUCUGUGGGCUUCAGGUUUCUGAUGGCAGACCGCCCUAGGUCUUCUGACCGUGAAAGAAUCCCAUGUUAGACUUAGUGUUCACAGUAGACGACCCUGUUGCCUGGCACGCAAUGAACCUGAAGAAGAAUUGGAGCCACUACUCCUUCCUCAAACUCUUGGGGCCGAGGAUCAUCUCAUCCAUCCAGAAUAAUUACGGUGCCGGAGUCUACUUCAACCCCCUGAUCAUGUGUGACGGGAAGCUUAUCAAAUACGGGGUUAUUAGCACUGGCACUCUGAUUGAGGACCUCCUGAACUGGAAUAACCUAUAUAUUGCUGGACGCCUCCAGAAGCCGGUGAAGAUCGUAUCGAUGAACGAGAACAUGGCUCUUAGAGCCGCCCUGGAUAAGAACCUGAGGAGUGCGGUGACCACCGCCUGCCUCAUGCUCCCGGAAAGCUUCUCCGAAGAAGAUCUGUUCAUAGAGAUCGCUGGGCUGUCCUACUCAGGUGACUUCCGCAUGGUGAUUGGCGAGGAAAAAUCAAAAGUGUUGAACAUCGUGAAGCCCAACGUAGGCCAUUUCCGAGAGCUCUAUGAGAGUAUAUUGCAGAAGGACCCCCAAGUGGUGUAUAAGAUGCAUCAAGGCCAACUGGAGAUAGAUAAAAGCCCAGAAGGACAGUUCACUCAGCUAAUGACACUGCCCAGAACCUUACAGCAGCAAAUCAAUCACAUCAUGGACCCUCCUGGGAGAAACAGGGACGUGGAGGAGACUUUACUGCAAGUGGCUCAAGACCCUGACUGUGGAGAUGUGGUGCGACUAGCGGUCUCGUCAAUCGUCAGACCUUCCAGCAUCAGACAGAGCACCAAAGGCCUUUUUACUGCUGGUGUGAAGAAGUCUGUGAUUUAUAGUUCACGGAAGCUGAACAAAAUGUGGAAAGGGUGGAUGAGAAAAGCGUCCUGACUUGACUGAUGAUGUGUUACGUGUAGAUGAUGAAUAAAUGGCUCCAUGCUUUUU
Mus pahari (shrew mouse) is the source of this 1431-nucleotide messenger RNA. It is a transcript of the gene Tamm41, whose product is annotated as TAM41 mitochondrial translocator assembly and maintenance homolog. Gene Ontology annotation, molecular function: phosphatidate cytidylyltransferase activity. The coding region runs from base 505 to 1377 and encodes 290 amino acids. The record is from RefSeq and is a predicted model, not a curated record. NCBI's taxonomy places the organism in Eukaryota, Metazoa, Chordata, Mammalia, Rodentia, Muridae. Gene Ontology annotation, cellular component: mitochondrion. Gene Ontology annotation, biological process: cardiolipin biosynthetic process; CDP-diacylglycerol biosynthetic process. The transcript is spliced from 9 exons.